Molecule: messenger RNA, 942 nt
Organism: Lactuca sativa (garden lettuce)
Lineage: Eukaryota; Viridiplantae; Streptophyta; Magnoliopsida; Asterales; Asteraceae
Source: RefSeq, a predicted model, not a curated record
AUGCUAUUGGUUGAUGUUGGUUCGGAAAAGAAAAAAAAAAGAAUAGAAAGAAUAAAAGCUAACGAAUCGGAAGAAAAUGGGCAUGCAUAUACACAAGAUUUGAUACACGGAGAUCCUAUACAAUGUUUUGAUAUGAUACGUCUUUCACAAGAUGCAUUUGUUUUAUUAUGCAAUCAUUUUACUCAAAGAAAUUGGUUGCAACAUAGUAGGACAAUAAGAGUUGAAGAGAAGAUGGCUAUAUUUUUACAUGUUGUAAGACAUAAUGAACGUUUUCGAGCUGUUAAAGAAAGAUUUCACCACUCCAUACAAACGAUUCAUCAAUGUUUUCAUGAAGUGCUAAAAGCAAUGAUGUGUUUUGAAAGAGAAAUUAUUGUACCAACAUCUUCUAAUACAACAAGAAAUACCUCCAAACGUUAUAGACGGCUAAAAAACAUAUUUCCUGGAGCAUUAGGUGCACUAGAUGGAACACUUGUACAUGCAGUUGUGCCUGUUGAUGAACAAACUCGCUAUAGGGGACGAGGAAACGGUGAAUGUUAUCAAAAUGUAAUCGGAAUUUGUGAUUUUGAUAUGAUAUUCACCUUUGUAUGGGCUGGAUGGGAGGGCAUAGCACACGAUUCUAAAGUUUUGAAAGAAAUAAAUAUUACCUUUGUGAUGCCGCAUACACCAACACCCGUGGAUUUAUGGCUCCUUACCGCAAUACUAGUGCAAAGAGACAUAGUCAUUGCCUGUGUCGCGAUCCAUAAUUUUAUAAAGAAGUACGAUAUUGAAGAUGACCUAUUUACGAACUUUGAACAAAACAAUAUGGUUACUCCUAAUGUGGGAGGUGUAGGAAGUGAGGGCCAAAACAUACAAGGCAUAGAAUGGGGUUCGGAAGCCGUUGAGUAUAUGACUAAUUUGCGUGACCAGAUUGCUAAUCAGUUACUUUUAAAUGGUUCACGUUAA